Contarinia nasturtii (swede midge) is the source of this 1911-nucleotide messenger RNA. Its product is annotated as mitochondrial glutamate carrier 1-like. The transcript is spliced from 6 exons. Gene Ontology annotation, biological process: L-glutamate transmembrane transport; aspartate transmembrane transport; malate-aspartate shuttle. Lineage: Eukaryota; Metazoa; Arthropoda; Insecta; Diptera; Cecidomyiidae. Gene Ontology annotation, molecular function: L-aspartate transmembrane transporter activity; L-glutamate transmembrane transporter activity. The record is from RefSeq and is a predicted model, not a curated record. Bases 303 to 1265 code for a protein of 320 amino acids.
GUCACACAAAUCGAUGCUGAUGGUUGACACAGUUCCACGUAGAGUGUUUAUCAGUUGUUGCUGAUAAUACAUUUUAUCAUUUGUUGUUUCAUAUACACAUAUUUAUGUAUAUCCAUUUCUCCGGCUGAUUGUUGUUGUUAACCUUGUUGUUAAUAUCUGUGUAUUUGUGCCCGUGUCAGCGUCAAACUAGGCGACGUUUUUUUCAUCUUCAAGCAAUUACCUCCGUGUGUUAAUCAUUAAAGUAGUAACUAGUAUACAAUUUCAAUUGAUUUUGAUUGAUUAUAAAAGGAACUACUUACAAAAUGACAACGAAUACAACAGCAGCAACUACUGAGGCACCCAAGCCAAAACAAUUUGCAUUGCUUCCAAAGAUCAUCAAUGGGGGAAUUGCCGGAAUUAUUGGUGUUUCUUGUGUCUUCCCAUUGGAUUUGGUAAAAACUCGCCUACAAAAUCAGCAAGUCGGUCCAAAUGGGGAAAAAAUGUACAAAUCCAUGUUGGAUUGCUUCAAGAAGACCUAUCGUGCCGAAGGUUAUUUUGGUAUGUAUAAAGGCAGCGCUGUGAAUAUCUUGUUGAUAACACCAGAGAAAGCAAUUAAAUUGGCUGCCAAUGAUCUAUUUCGACAUCAUUUAACCACUAAAGAUGGGAAAUUACCGGUAACACGACAAAUGGCCGCUGGUGGUUUGGCUGGAUUAUGUCAGAUUAUAAUCACGACACCAAUGGAACUGUUGAAAAUUCAAAUGCAGGAUGCUGGCCGAGUUGCAGCUCAAGCAAAAUUAGCGGGUAAAACCGUGCCAAAAACUUCGGCCACCAAAAUUGCGCUCGAAUUAUUCCGCGAGAAGGGAAUAUUUGGUUUAUACAAGGGAAUCGGGGCGACAACAUUGCGUGAUGUCUCAUUUUCAAUCGUUUACUUCCCAUUGUUUGCCACAUUGAAUCAAUUUGGACCGCGUAAAAAUGAUGGCAGCGGCGAAGCUGCCUUCUUUGUAUCGUUUGCAUCAGGUUGUGCAGCCGGAUCAUUGGCAGCUUUAGCCGUGAAUCCCUUCGAUGUAAUUAAGACGAGAUUACAAGCACUGAAAAAGGCCGAAGGUGAAAUGCAAUUUAAUGGCAUCUUCGAUUGCAUUGGAAAAACAUUGAAACAUGAAGGACCGCAGGCAUUUUUCAAGGGCGGUCUUUGUCGAAUGAUCGUAAUCGCUCCAUUAUUCGGAAUUGCACAAAUGGUGUACUUCUUGGGUGUAGCCGAAGCUCUAUUAGGAACAAAAACUAAAUAAACACACUGCCAACGCUAGUAUAUACAACGCAACUAAAAUACUGCACAUAAUAUCUAUAUGAACAAACAGCUUAAGUGUCCAUACUACACAUUUCAGCCAUAUAAAAAAUACUGGUAGCUUUAGAUUUAGUUAUCGAAGUCGUGUAUCAAACUGUGUACACUCAACACAAUAGUAUUUUUUUUCGUUCUUGGUUCUUAGUGAAAUAUUAACGAUCAACAUAAUCACCUAUCAUCAACUGAAACAAUAAAAAACACAUAGAAAUGCUUGACAAUAAAAACAAAACAAAUCAAUGUACGUGUUAUUGAGUAUAUAUUCUCAAUUUUAAAAAGUUUAUCGCGUAUUGUCUGUGUUAAAAUUGAAAGUAAAAAAGCGAAAUUAUAAAUUUUUGUUACCAAUUGUUUGGUUUGUCAUGAAUAUUUUCAAUUAAUCCAAGUAUAUCAUAAAUAUCCGUAAACAUAAUGGUCUAAUGUUUAAAGUUAAAUUAAAUUUUUAAAUGUUUUAUUGAAAAUAUAUUUUAACCAAAACCAAAUGAAGAUAUAUACCACAAUCAGUAAAUGUGAUGUGAUCACAAUAUCAAUUAUUUAUUUAGAAUGUGAGAUUGUAAGUCGGCCACAAAUGGAAAUAAAAAAAUCAUUAUGAAGCAAUA